CUUUUUACUACAUCACACGGCUUGCGUUUCUUUUUUCUUCAUCCUGCUCCUUGAUAUCUCCAACCACGCUCUAAUAUCACUAGUCACCCUUCCAUCAUCAUCACCCAAGGGUAAAAUUUCUGGACACAACAGUACAGGCCCCCGUUACACGUUAGCAGCGCAUUGGACACAGUAACACGUACUUGUGUGUGUGGAAGGUCAAUCGCAUGAGCUUAGGCAGCAACCUUCAGUACGUAUACCGCUGGCGGAUUGGUCAAUGGAGCAGCCUUGCGCCGUGCGUUGAGCACAACAGCCCACCCUUUGAUGCCGAUGGGCUGUGCUGGGUAUUCAAACUAUUCAAGGGCCGCACGCGCAACCCACAGGCGCUGGCGUUGUAUCUGGCCGUGCACGAAUCGUCUGCCGACCGGCUCAGACAGAUGCGCAAAAAAUUGGAUAUCUCGUUCACAUUGGAGAAUCUGCAGGCGCGCUCGCUCAGCUUCAACAAAUACCCGGCGCCAAUAACCGUGUGGGUCGACAGCAACUACAGCACCUGGGGGGACGACAAAUUCAUCGACCUGGCCGACAUGAACAGCUUUCUCAACGACGACACGGCAUGUCUAGUCGUGCGCUUCCAUGUGCGCGAGACCAUCCAUGAAGGCGCCCCCAUGUCCCUACCAACAUCCACAAUAGCCGUGUAUGUACCAGACAAAAUCGCCGCGCCAUUCAACCAGCUUUUGAAGUCCGCGCGGUUCUCUGAUAUCCAGUUUGAGCUGCGCGACUCGUCCUCAUUGCUACUGUCACCUGGCCCGCCCGCGCACGGGCUGUUGCCGUCACCACGAUCUAGCGGCGAAUUUGUCAACCCGCUGGGCAUCGACCAGUGCGUGACGCCGAUGCCCGGGAACCGCACGCCCAGGGCAUUACCGUAUGCGCAUCGUCCACGGAUGGACGAGCCGCCGUUGCCGGGCCACCGGUAUCAUGCGCAUAAGGCGAUCCUGAUGCAGGUAUCGCCGGUAUUUGAGGCCAUGUUCAGCAAUGGAAUGCGUGAGACAUUCGAGCAGGUUGUGGAGGUCUGGGAUGUCACGCCGCGGGCGUUCGAGCGCCUUUUGGAAUUUGCCUACACACGGCAAUGCGAUCUGGACCCUAAAUCGCCCAAAUCCGCCAAUGUUACGCCAGACGAGGUCGUCGAGACCUUGCUUUGCGCUGACCAGUUUGGCGUCACAGAGUUGCGCCACGUGUGCUGGCGGAACUUGAUGUCCAAGAUUUCCAUCGAGACAGUGUGGGAGAUAUGGUCGAUAGCAACCGACCUGGAGGCGAAAGAGCAGAUGAGCUCGUGCCGCAUGUUCUGCUGCCGCCAUUUCACACAGCUAUGCCAGAACGAAUCAACCAUGUGGGCGCCUGCACAUCUACUGAAGGAAGUGCUGGCCAGCGAUGCGCUGAAUGUGCAGAGCGAGGAGGAUUUGUUCGAGACCGUGGUCCGAUGGGCCGAGUUCAGCGAGGACGACUCGGGCGACGAGCAGCAGGCGCGCGCCACGCCUCCGGGCCAGAUAGUGUCGGCCGAGAAGCACACCAAAACCACCCGGCCGUCAGAUAGCGCCGUACUCAAAUGCUACCGGUCGCCGGCCAACCUGGCGCUCCUGCCGCGCAGCCCACGAUCGCCGUUCCUGCAGGCACGCAGCCCGCGCCGGAAAUCUGAACUGACGCGUGAGGCCUUCACUGCAGGCGCUAUGCCGGGCGCCACCACUCCACCCAGUACCGAUUCGCCGCGCACGUCAAUCUGUAAUGUGCGGCUGCAGUCAGUCGAGUACUCCGAUACUGCCACCUUGGCUACAUUGCAUGCGCGCAAAGAACACCUAUCGUCGCUAUUGCCCUGCAUCCGGUUUCCGAUGAUGGACAAGCAAUUUUUGCUUACUGUCGUCGAACGUAAUUCCGAGCUGAUGGCCAUGCCACUGAUGAAGGAUUUGCUGAUUGAGGCGUACCGGUUCCAUGCGUUCAAUCCACCCGCGCCUGUGGAGAAACCUGAGCGGCGCCGGGCAUCAGAGUGCUUUGCAAAGCGGGAGUCGAGCACGCCUGUGGAGCAGUAUGCGAAAAUUAUCUUGCCAUUAAAUGGCACGGACGAGUACACGCUGUCACGCUCGCAGCGCCGCAAGUGGGUUUUCCAGAAUGCUGCUCAGAAGACCCUUGCUCAAAACAUAUUCGCCUAAAAUGUAACGUACCGAGUUUACGUAGAUUUAAUACCACACAACAUCGUUUGCACCUUUUAUUCGUAUCACCUUACCCCUCCCCGGAUUCAAUUUUCACAGAAUCCCAAAAAAGCUAUUUCAAAUUCCUUUC
Linderina pennispora is the source of this 2310-nucleotide messenger RNA. RefSeq lists its product as uncharacterized. Gene Ontology annotation, molecular function: protein binding. The transcript has 4 exons. Bases 207 to 2180 code for a protein of 657 amino acids. NCBI's taxonomy places the organism in Eukaryota, Fungi, Kickxellomycota, Kickxellomycetes, Kickxellales, Kickxellaceae. The record is from RefSeq and is a predicted model, not a curated record.